AUGGCCAAAAUUGUUCACCGAAAUCAUACCUACCGAAUCUCCCUUCUCUAUCUUCUUUUUCUUCUACAAUUGUUCAUCGUCUCAUCGGAUCUUCAAGAUUUUAUCAAGAUCAAAGAUCCGAUAAAAGAAAUUAAAGAUCUGAUUAAAGAAAUUAAAGAUCUGAUUUCGGACUCCGAUAAUUCGUCAAUCAAAAGAGAUCCGAUCAUAAAAUUGAAGGAAAUACCGUAUGAUUUUGCAAGCUUAUUGUGGGAAGGAAAAUUUCCAUAUGGUCAAUGUCUUAAACUUAUUGAUGAUAACUUAUGCAACUGCAUGAGUCUGAAUCUUUUUCGAACACAAGAGAAUAAGUGCUUUGAUGAACUAAUAGAUAUGGAUCCAAUGAACAACAGUCAUUCAUUUUUAAAGCUUAUUCAGGAAGAUGACCAGAUAUUUUUGCAAAUACCUAAUGACUUUGCUUCAAUGAUUUGGGGAGACCAACCACCUUACAAAGAUUCAGUUAAGAUUGUUGAUGGCAACAAGUUAUGGUUUGUAAGACUGAAAAAAACUGAUGUUGGCCAUGUUCUUGCUGAUGGCUUCACCAAAGUUGUUCGGGAUAGUUGUAUAAGAAAAAAUAACUAUCUUAUGUUUCAGUCAUUUGGACAAUCAUCAUUCUUUCUAAUGGUGUUUAAAUCAUUUGUUCAUCAAUACUGCUUUAUAUCCAAAAUCACACCUGACAAAGACGUUAUUGUCAUGGCUGAUGAAUUUUGGAGGCAAUUUUAUGGGAAAAAUUUCAAAGAUGGUAAACGAUCUUGCCUUAGACAGCCGAUCUAUCUUUGUCUUUUCAAUGGUUGGAAAUAAAAUUUUCGAGCUUUCAGUCUUUAAUCAUCAAACCAGUACUCAGAUUCAGAACAACAAGG
This is a messenger RNA of Helianthus annuus (common sunflower), 893 nucleotides long. RefSeq lists its product as uncharacterized. NCBI's taxonomy places the organism in Eukaryota, Viridiplantae, Streptophyta, Magnoliopsida, Asterales, Asteraceae. The record is from RefSeq and is a predicted model, not a curated record. The transcript has 11 exons. Bases 1 to 834 code for a protein of 277 amino acids.